CUCCAACUCGUGACUGUGGAUGUCAAAGUGACUGACUACUUUACCAACGUAGGGCUCGCGCGCGCGCGGUGAAAGUCUUGUGACAUGUUUUUAGCGCCGGAAAACGCGCCAAGCCACAGACACCUUCUUCCUAACGGUACACCAUCACUUGGCAAGCGACCCCAGCAAUCGAGCAGGCAUACCAUACGCAAGACAUUGACCCACGCAAGACGCAAGACGCAAGACGCAAGACGCAAGAAAAAGAAUGCGCUUCCAUUUCAGCGACAAGACAUUCGAUUUCGAGGCGCUUCGAGCUGCCAGCUACUCGCACAGCGGUGGAGGCGAUGUGGGCGAAGUGCUGGCCAUCUGUGGCAAGACCAAGGCCGCUGAAGAGAGGUGGAGGGAAGCGUUCGAACUGGCCGCUUUGCGCGCAGAAGCGCUGGCCAGGAGGAGCUUGAGCGCGCAAAACGACUUGGACGCCAAGCUGGCCUUUCUUCGAGCCAGCAACUAUGCGCGCACUGCCGAAUUCUUUUUGCGCGCCAAAUUGUCGCAAGGCUUGCAGGAUGCGGAUUCCGACAGGCUGCACAAUCAGAGCGUCGAUUGCUUCUUGAGCGCAAUGCAGCUGCUCGACAAGCGCUGCUACACGUACCGCAAGCUCGCCAUCCCUUACACCCACACCCACACCUGCACAUUGCCAGGCUACCUCAUCACCCACACAUCCAACGAUGAUGCCGCGACUGCGACUGCGACUGCGACUGCGACUGCAACUGCUAGACCCACCAUCAUCCUCAACGGAGGCUACGAUGGCACCAAGGAGGAAGCCUACCUAGCCCUCGGUCAUUCCGCUCUAGCCAGGGGCUACAACUUUCUCACCUUUGAGGGUCCAGGUCAAGGCGCUGCUCUGCGCAAGCUCGGCUUGACCUUUAGACCGGACUGGGAAGCCGUGGUGGAUAGCGUGCUGGAUCACGUGCACCAACUCGACUUGCCUCAGAUCGACACCGACCAGCUCGUGCUGUACGGCUGGUCCAUGGGCGGCUUUCUCGCUGCGCGCGCAGCCGCUUUCGAUGCGCAGCGACACGGUGGUCCUCGCAUCGCCGCCCUGAUCCUCAACGAUGGCGUGUACGAUUUCGGCAGCAGCUUCACCAAAAACGUCCCUUGGCCUGCCAACCGCAUCUUUCCCGAUCCUCGUUGGGAUCGUCUGUUCGAAUGGCUCGCUUGGCCAGCGGCCGCCUUUGAUACGGGCAUUCGUUGGGGUCAGCAAAACGGUUUGUGGACCUUGGGCGCAAAGAGCGCCUCGGAUCUGCUGCGCAAAAUUUCCCACUACCAUCUGCGCAACGGCUUGGCGGAGCUCAUCUCUCAUCCAACGCUCAUCCUAGAUGCGGAAGAUGAUCACUUUAUGAAGGGCCAGCCAGACGAACUGGCAAAGCGUCUCCUCUCCUCCAACAAGGCGAAUCCCGCCUCGAUGCUGGUGCAGAUGAAGAGGACUCACGGUGCAGGCGAGCACUGUCACUUUGGCGCCCUCGCACAUCACGAUCAAGUCAUCUUCGAUUGGCUGGCGCGCACGCUCAAGAAGCAGGCUUGA
This is a messenger RNA of Ceraceosorus guamensis, 1561 nucleotides long. RefSeq names its product alpha/beta-hydrolase. NCBI's taxonomy places the organism in Eukaryota, Fungi, Basidiomycota, Exobasidiomycetes, Ceraceosorales, Ceraceosoraceae. The record is from RefSeq and is a predicted model, not a curated record. The coding region runs from base 245 to 1561 and encodes 438 amino acids. The transcript has 3 exons.